AUGGCAAUGCAUUCUCUCUCUCCUCCACACACCUUCUUUUCUCACUUUACAACACUCUCUCUCAUCAACAAAACCAACUUGCUCCAACUUCACUAUCACAAUCACAGUAGAAUCUCCAUCAUCAUUUCUUCCAAGUCAAAUUCCAACAAGAUUUCCGCUAUCGGAAACCGCGUCGGCGUUGAAACCGAAACCGAAACCGCGGUUGUUGAAAUCGACAAGCCUCAAUUCCAAGUUUCCAGAGGCUACCCCUCUCCUUUCGGUGCUACUGCUCAAGAGGACGGCGUCAAUUUCGCCGUUUACUCUCUCAAUGCACACUCUGCUUCUCUCUGUUUGUUCACUCUUUCGGAUUUCAAAAAUAAUAAAGUGACGGAGUACAUUACGCUUGAUCCGUUGGUGAAUAAAACUGGAUGUGUUUGGCAUGUUUUUGUGAAAGGAGAUUUUAAAGAUAUGCUCUAUGGAUACAAAUUUGAUGGCAAAUUUUCUCCUCAACAAGGACAUUACUAUGACUCUUCUCGAGUUUUACUUGAUCCUUAUGCAAAAGCUGUUAUAAGCAGAGGAGAAUUUGGGGCUGUUGGACUUGAUGGUAACUGCUGGCCUCAAAUGGCUGGCAUGGUACCUUUUGAUCAUGAGGAGUUUGAUUGGGAAGGAGACUUGCCGCUGAAAUAUCCACAAAAGGAUCUUAUUAUAUAUGAAAUGCAUGUGCGAGGGUUUACAAAGCAUGAGUCGAGCAAGACUGAGUUCCCCGGUACUUAUCUUGGUGUAGUGGAGAAGCUUGAUCACUUAAAGGAGCUUGGAGUAAAUUGUAUAGAACUAAUGCCAUGUAAUGAGUUCAAUGAGCUGGAAUACUACAGUUACAAUGCUGUACAAGGGGACUAUAGGGUCAAUUUUUGGGGGUAUUCAACCAUCAAUUACUUUUCACCAAUGAUCAGAUACUCAUCAGCUGGCACACAAAACUGUGGCCGUGAUGGGAUUAAUGAAAUUAAGUUCCUCAUCAAAGAGGCGCACAAGCGAGGAAUAGAGGUUAUUAUGGAUGUUGUUUUCAAUCAUACAGCUGAAGGGAAUGAAAAGGGUCCCAUUAUUUCUUUCAGAGGAGUUGACAAUAGCGUGUAUUAUAUGGUAGCACCUAAGGUAUUCCUAAACAUUCUUAUUCUCUUUCAGCUAUUUGGUUGGCAAUUUUGA
This is a messenger RNA of Vicia faba (fava bean), 1179 nucleotides long. Lineage: Eukaryota; Viridiplantae; Streptophyta; Magnoliopsida; Fabales; Fabaceae. The record is from the annotation of a GenBank genome assembly.